Cimex lectularius (bed bug) is the source of this 1767-nucleotide messenger RNA. RefSeq lists its product as uncharacterized. The transcript has 2 exons. Bases 193 to 1146 code for a protein of 317 amino acids. The record is from RefSeq and is a predicted model, not a curated record. Lineage: Eukaryota; Metazoa; Arthropoda; Insecta; Hemiptera; Cimicidae.
UUUAUAAAUUUACAGACCCGAAAAGGACUAUAAUCAUUGAAGGUUUUCCUAAGGCAGGGAUGAGAGACAUCAAGACAUAUUUCUUACACCAUUUGACCGCGGGACUUCCAUCAGAUUCUGCGGGGAAAGGAAAAUAACAAAGUUCGAAUUUCUCGGUUUUGAAAAUGCGUUUAAAAUCACAUGACAUAAAACAUGAUUGCUAUAAUGUUGUGCACUUUGAUUUAUACAGUAGUACGGACAGAAGAAGACCUCUUUAUUCAGUGGGGACAAAACUCAGCAGUGAUCAACUUUAACGGGAAUCAUUACAUUGGAAUAUGGCUGUCUAGUGACAGGUUGGUUACAAGAUACACUUAUUUUUUUGGAUUAAGUUUUCACUUUGUCAACACAAAGACCAGAGUUUGGCUUGGAAUAGAUCCUAAUGUAGAGUACGAAAUUCAAGAACUGAUCCCACACCCAGAAUUCAAUAAACACUAUAAAAAAGGUGUUUUUGUACUCAGUUUCGUCCCCACUGCAAAUUACUGCAUUAUUAAAGUAAAUAGGAUUUUCAAACCGAUGGAGUACUUGGCUUCUUACUUUUUAAUGGAUCGGCGAAAGGACUGGCCCAUUCAGAUUAUCGAUUCAGACUUGGAAGAGGUGCUCGAUGACAUGGAAGAAAAACGUCAAUUAGUUACUGUUGUUAAUCUGCCUACGAAACAAGUCAAACCCGUACCUUUUUCUUUAGAAGGAAAUUUAUUGCCAUUUAAUGAAUGUAUGAAAGAAAUAUGUGACAAAUCAAGUAAGAGCGAAAUGUGUACUACGUUGAAAACUAUUAGCGAAAUAAGUGUAGACAGAUAUCGAUGUCUUAAACUUCUCAAAGGUGCGUGUUCUCAAUUCACGUUUUACGUAACUCUAAAUUUCACCAACUUAGGAAUGGGAAAUUUGUGCAUGGACGAAAUAUUGGGAUAUUCUUCUUUUGAUAACCAUUUUCAUUUCAUUCUUUCGCAUGGAUUAGGUAUAACAAGUGGGACUUGUGACAAAAGGAUUUUAGGCGUCACAAAAAUAUUGAACGCAAUUUUUUCGACAAUACUCGUAUUACAUUAUUACUCGUAUUGUAUUAACACCUGUCAUGCUGUUUCUUUAAUAAAUAUAGUAUAUCAGUUUUUUUAAAUUGUAAAUUAUUUUGAACUCUGACGUUAAAUGUUGAACUUUAAAAUUUAGGGUUUGUUUUCUUUUUUGUUUUUUUGUUCUGGCCUAGAGCGGUAGCCAUAUCAUCAAUAGAGAAGAUAAGAGGUCAGCGACGGGGUAGACCAAAUAACUGCGCAGGAGGGUCAUCGAGUACUACUUUUUCCCUUUACGCCCAGAUGGAAAUAAAUAGAAUGGAAAAAAUUGCAUCAUUUAUUUAUCUCUAUAACUUUAUAUGAAUUAUACACAACCAGCAGAAUGGAUUUAAUUUUGAUAUGUGACAUUAAUAUAGAGGAAGCUAACCAUUGGCAUCCGCUCUGGAUUAAUGAUUUAAGAGGCCUCUUGAAUGGAAAAUUAAAAUAACUAUUACAACUCGAUUUUGUUUCUCCACGAAAGUGGAAAUUUAUUUACCUGGCAAUGUAGGGAAUUUCCGUCGGAAAUUUGUAAAAUUUGUAAAGCGGAAUAUGAACAAAGCUUUAACGAAGGUUCUUGGGCGAUGGAUAACCCGAGAUCUUUAAGGUUGAAUCUCAGCAUAAAGUCGUUCCUUUCCUUGUUUAUAAUCUCAUACAUUUUUAAUAUUUCUAAGUGGACCCAUGUUUAAAGUUG